AUGGAGUUUUUACAGAAGGGGAGAAUUCAAAAACAUGAUCUCAACCCACAUUCUGGAGUGGAUAAGUCCAUUCUGAGGCAAGUGAGGAUCCUCAGUAGGCAUAAUGAGUUGGUGGUAGGAUUCAGGACUGUAUCACUUGAGACUGCAGGUAGAGGUCCUAUUUUUUAAAGUUCUCCCAUGGGAGAAAAAGAAGAGCACUGUGCAUAAAAAAGCUAGCACAUGGGUAGGCAAACUAAGGCCCAGGAGCCGGAUCUGGCCCAAUCACCUUCUAAAUCCAGCCCACGGAUUUAGAAUGCAUCUCUGGGUUAUCUUUGGGGCAUAGGAAUUUGUUCACCCCCCCCCAAGAUAUAGUCCGGCCCCCCACAGGGUCUGAGGGACAGUGGACCGGCCCCCUGCUGGAAAAGUUUGCUGACCCCUGAGCUAGCACAUCAGGACGAGAGGGCUGUGCUGAGCUAAAUUUCUCACUUUGGUUUGGCUGGUCUACAUGCAGACUUGCUUGUUUUUCCAUCUCUCUCAAGUGUGUUAAAAAAACAUCUGCACCUUCAGCCUGAAAGCUGCUAUUGUAAGAGAGUGCAAACAUCUUUCUUAAAUAUAAAUUUACUUCUGUUAAGCAACUCCCCCCUGCUAAGCGUUGUGCAUAUAUUUCAUGUUGCUGACUAAGCCACCAAUAAGCUGAAAACAGGAUCAGCAGCAGCCCCAGCAACAGCUGUUUGAUUGGACUGAGGGCUGGCCAAAGGAAAGUUCACAUGGCUGGUUGUAUUGUUCUCUUUGUAGCCUAACACUCAUUGCAUGAAAGGAAAAAGGAACUGGGAAGGAGGAGGAAAAGCAAAGCACUGGAGCAAGUGACAGAUGGAUGAGGGCCUUCACUUGGAUUAUGGUGGAAGCCAGAUUUGUCUCAACCCUUGCUAUGGUUUUUCUGGGGGGAGAGGAGGUGCAGCAGAGUACGAUAGUUGUGUGAACCUAUAUUCGCAACUGUGACUGGAGAAAGAAAUUAAUUUUGAACUUUGCGUUGGAAGCGGGGGAGAGAGAGAGAGAGAGAGAUGUCCCCUCAACUACGUACUCCCUCCUUCCUCUCUCCCUUUUCCUUGAGGGACGAUGGAGAUGGUGGAGAGGCCCGUCUUUCCCGUGUCUUUUUUCCUCCACCACAAACCUGCAAGGAAGGUUGGGCUGAGGCCAUGGGCCUAGGGGGGGGGGAGGGCAUGGCUGAGGGAUGAAUUAUUUGGCCCAACCUUGCCCCUCCAGACUCUUGUGCUACUGACAUUCAGGCAUAAGUUUAUGUAUAUAGUUUUAAUUUUAUCAGUGUUUAAUUGUGUAGUUUUUUAAAUGAACUGGUUUUUCUGUUUUUGGCAGUUGUUUUUUUAAUCUGUAAGUUGCCUUGAGUCCCGUCAGGGGAAAAGGCAGGGUAUAAAUAAAUAUGUAAUAACAAAAACAAUAUUAUUAUAUACAGUAUUUAUUGCAAACCAUUCCAGGCUUGCGAAAAUAACCCCCUCCGGGUUUUUGCCUCAGCUCCUUCCUCACACAUUGUUUUCUUUGCCCCUCCCCCAACCGCCAAUAACAACUUAUCGCAGCUGAGGCAGUUUUAUCCUUCCGCGUUGCCAGUAAAAAAAAACACCUCGAAAAAGGCGGGGUCAAAGCUCCUGACGUCACCUCUGUUGCUUUCCCCCUUCUCAGCAUACGGUUUGACAGCGCACGCGCGGGGCGGAAAAAUAGUCCUUCUUACGUCAGCUGGCUGGUGGUUUUUUUUUCUUUUGGCGGAGUGAUCUUAUUGUUCAGCGAAAAACCUAUAUAAAAGGAGGUCGCGGGCAGCUGCGCAGUUAGAACAAAUCGCCUCUCCUCGCCUGGAAUUUGCUGUCUGCUUGGACCGGCUCGAGCUCUGCGGUGAGAUAUUUUUCGUUGGGAAAUAGGGCUUAUUUCUCUCCUUUUUCCUCUGCCGCUUGGCUUCUUCGUUAAAGCUACCUUCAGGCUAGGAGGAAGGGCUGUUUUCUGAAGGGUGUUUGGGCUCGUGAGGGAUACUUUGGAGCGGCUGAGGGGGCGAAAGCGGAGGGAGAGGGCGUGGUUUGGCGGGGCGGGAAGGGAAUCCAUUUGAGUUGGUACUUGAGGGGUCAUCAGCCUUUAAGUGACGGGGUACAAUAUACUCCUCAAGAGUUGCUGUCAUUUCGACGUGUACGCAUGCCAGUUCGGGUACGAAUUGGCCAAAAAAGCCUAAAGGCGCCGCCGUCCAAAAUGGCCGCCUCGAGGAAGAGACGACAAACAACACGGCGAAGGCCGUUAACGCCCCUGCGCUUGUGACGCAGCCAGGCACUGUGACGUCACGUGGCCAGGCGCCGGCUAGGGGUGCGCGCGCAUCCUUGCUCUCUUUCUGCCUUGUUGGUCCGAAGGGGGCGGAGCUCGUUGCCUUAGGCAAGCGGAGUUGGUAUUGUUUAGUCAGUGGGUUGAUUGCUGGCUUGUUUUAAGUCGGGGCAUCUUAAAUGAAGUGAGACUUUUUCCAAAUCUGAAUUGUGCUGCUUCUCUCCCCCCCCCCCCCGCAGAGAAAAUGCAGAUCUUUGUGAAGACCUUGACGGGCAAGACCAUCACCUUGGAGGUGGAGCCAAGUGACACCAUUGAGAACGUCAAGGCCAAGAUUCAGGACAAAGAAGGCAUUCCCCCUGACCAGCAGAGGCUGAUCUUUGCUGGCAAGCAGCUGGAAGAUGGCCGCACCCUGUCUGACUACAACAUCCAGAAGGAAUCCACCCUCCACCUUGUGCUGCGCCUGAGGGGGGCAUGCAGAUCUUUGUGAAGACCUUGACGGGCAAGACCAUCACCUUGGAGGUGGAGCCAAGUGACACCAUUGAGAACGUCAAGGCCAAGAUUCAGGACAAAGAAGGCAUUCCCCCUGACCAGCAGAGGCUGAUCUUUGCUGGCAAGCAGCUGGAAGAUGGCCGCACCCUGUCUGACUACAACAUCCAGAAGGAAUCCACCCUCCACCUUGUGCUGCGCCUGAGGGGAGGCAUGCAGAUCUUUGUGAAGACCUUGACGGGCAAGACCAUCACCUUGGAGGUGGAGCCAAGUGACACCAUUGAGAACGUCAAGGCCAAGAUUCAGGACAAAGAAGGCAUUCCCCCUGACCAGCAGAGGCUGAUCUUUGCUGGCAAGCAGCUGGAAGAUGGCCGCACCCUGUCUGACUACAACAUCCAGAAGGAAUCCACCCUCCACCUUGUGCUGCGCCUGAGGGAGGCAUGCAGAUCUUUGUGAAGACCUUGACGGGCAAGACCAUCACCUUGGAGGUGGAGCCAAGUGACACCAUUGAGAACGUCAAGGCCAAGAUUCAGGACAAAGAAGGCAUUCCCCCUGACCAGCAGAGGCUGAUCUUUGCUGGCAAGCAGCUGGAAGAUGGCCGCACCCUGUCUGACUACAACAUCCAGAAGGAAUCCACCCUCCACCUUGUGCUGCGCCUGAGGGGAGGCAUGCAGAUCUUUGUGAAGACCUUGACGGGCAAGACCAUCACCUUGGAGGUGGAGCCAAGUGACACCAUUGAGAACGUCAAGGCCAAGAUUCAGGACAAAGAAGGCAUUCCCCCUGACCAGCAGAGGCUGAUCUUUGCUGGCAAGCAGCUGGAAGACGGCCGCACCCUGUCUGACUACAACAUCCAGAAGGAGUCCACCUUGCACCUGGUUCUACGUUUAAGGGGUGGCAUUUAA
This is a messenger RNA of Podarcis lilfordi (Lilford's wall lizard), 3677 nucleotides long. Lineage: Eukaryota; Metazoa; Chordata; Lepidosauria; Squamata; Lacertidae. The record is from the annotation of a GenBank genome assembly.